Octopus sinensis (East Asian common octopus) is the source of this 413-nucleotide messenger RNA. RefSeq lists its product as uncharacterized. The record is from RefSeq and is a predicted model, not a curated record. The transcript is spliced from 4 exons. NCBI's taxonomy places the organism in Eukaryota, Metazoa, Mollusca, Cephalopoda, Octopoda, Octopodidae. The coding region runs from base 4 to 402 and encodes 132 amino acids.
CAGAUGCAGACAUUUCCGAUAGUUUUCCUUUCACUUGCAGUCCCUGUCACUUAUAUCUUUACAGCAAACAUUUCUUCAGAAUGUAAUGGCUGUUAUUUGGACGGAAAAUGCUUUUGUAAUCAUACGAUAGGCCUUUUUAGAACACUGUAUGAAUGUAGGGAAGUAAUGUGCAUUGGAAAAUCAUACAGAAUUUUAAAGUGGUAUUGUAAAGACAAUCGAGAUAAUUGCUUGGAACAUGGAGAACAUCGUCCUGGUGUUUUAAACAAUCAGUGUGUCAUGUUUACUUGUAUAGUAUGGCGUAAAAUUCCACGAAUGGGUGUACGGCGAAAUUUUGUUUGCACGUUGGAGCAUGUUUACUCAUAUUGGAAAAAUUCAACCCACAAGGAAAUCGAUCAAUGUUAAAUGGAAAUUCG